Molecule: messenger RNA, 4186 nt
Organism: Mizuhopecten yessoensis (Yesso scallop)
Lineage: Eukaryota; Metazoa; Mollusca; Bivalvia; Pectinida; Pectinidae
Product: filaggrin-2-like
Exons: 3
Coding region: 734-1972 (412 amino acids)
Source: RefSeq, a predicted model, not a curated record
UCACAUGCUGCAGGUAAUGGCGAACAGCUGCCAGGGAACCAACUCAAAACAGCGGCUAUUAUUUCUCUAAUAGACGAAAAUCAUCUACACACAAAAACAGGAAAUAUUUUUAAAGAUAAGAUUUGAAAGACUUACGUUGUCAUGGUAACCCUUAGUAAUGUUAGCGAAGAUAAAGAGAAAGUAUAUAUACAUCAUAUUACAGGGUUUUUCUGAAAGAAAAAUGUGAGCGCGAGAGAUAUAUCUGUAAGUAUACGUACAAAGCUAUGUAUAUAGUAGGGUACCACAGGCUGACGAGAGAGGGAGGCCGAGGGACUCGGAGCUCUCGUGUAAGCACAGCAUUUGUAUUUUAAUAUUCACUCCUCCUCGUAAACGCUGGAGCCGAGUCGCCUCUGGGAUAACUAUCAACAUUACACAGAAGUGAAGCUUUACAGUGAAAACUUGCAAAAUACAUGGACCAUAUAUGUCUAACAUCUACACAGGUAGUGCACAUGUACCGCAGUGUGUGAGUUUUUGGUGGGAAUUUGUGAAUGUGCCGAAGAAACAUUAAUCGCAAACGUUAGUUUUAAUUUACCGGAUUUCAGGAAAUUUAUUACUAGUUCGUUAAUUAACUUAAUUAAGACGGAAUUAUCUGGAGAUGCUGGUGGAUUUUAAUCGACUGGAGCGUUUUCUGUGUGGGAUAUAAUCAGUUCACUGUGUGUUUUACUAUUCCCCGGGGGUGUGGACUUGGAGAGAUAUGGCGGGCCCGGGGGAGAAGUUCGUUAGAGUCAACUACCGACAUUACCACUCCUGGCUCAUCCCACGGUCAGCUGUCUGCUCCAUCUUGUCAUGUGCCCUCAUCUCUAUGCUGAUCGGAAUCAUCCUACUGGCGAUCGGAGGGUUCCUGACUCCCUGGGGAGCGGUGAUGUUCGUGGUAGGAGUGCUGUGUCUAUGUGUGUGUAUUUGCCUGUGCCUUCACGCCUACUGCAUAUUCAAACUCAAGGACCAGGAGACACAGACCACGGAUGAAAUCCACAUGUUUUCCUCCAAGGACUCUGAAUUAUCGCCCACCUUCACAGUAAUGGACAAGAAGCCUCCCAUUGGGCCGGACAGUGGUAUGAGGAACGGACGUUAUACAGGCGGUGGAGGGUCGCUAGCGAAGAAACAAGUGUCCAUAUCUCCUGAAGUGUCCGUUCCCAUACAGCACCAUGGGCCACAGCAGGUGCAAGUGUCGUACGUCCAGGCUAACAGGUCACACCCCCAGUCGGCGACGUAUACGUCAUCGGGUGGUCAGUCUACCCAGUCGUCUGGACAACAAGGCCAGACGUCAGGUGAGGGGUUCAGGGGUUAUGGUUCGACCCAUGGCGGAGGAGGGUAUGUGACCGGAGGUAGCACCUCUCAUAGUGGGAGUAGACAGGUGGCAACCGGAACUACUCAAUCGCAAGGUGGAAUUAGCAAUAUGUCUGGAAGUUAUAGCGGAAGUGGUGGACACGUGACCGGGAACCAUCCACAAAACAACCCAAGUUCUCAUGUAAACAUCGGUUACUCUCAAUAUGGCGGUAGUGGACAGUUAUCACCCGGGGGGUAUCAGGCCAGCAGAAGCGGAACCAUGUCGUCUGUUAGCUCACGUGGACACAGUCCAGGGUACGGAUAUCCGCUACAGCCACACCAGCCUACCCCUUACAGCACACUGACGCAAAAAUCGGCCAUACCCGUCAGUGUGUCGCAUGUACAACAUGGUCAGGUGCACAAAGUGGCUGGCGGAUAUGAUGAAGACUAUGACAAUACGGCAGAAACAGCGCCGAUGAUAGGGCACUCACAAAAUCAAAGUAACCAAUCGUGGCGUCCGUCAGGGUCAUCACGUGACGACGAUGUACCAGAGCCACAACCAUUGGUCUAUCCGUCAGAACGACGACCAAUGACUUUCGAGCAAACGUCUACAUCUAAAAUGAGUAUUUAUGAUAACAUGUAUGCGUUAGAUAAGUUGGGUGAAUGAGUACUUCUUAUAAAAGCUAGUAAUUUCAAAGGUAGAAGUUCAGAGUACGCCACUGUUUAGGUUGCGAGCAUGUUUAAAACAUGAAGCAAUACAUAUAUACCAUACGACAACUGACAUUCGUCUCACGAUUAAAUGUCCUUUACAUUAGCACCAUAAAAGUAUACCUUACUCGCGUCAUAUUUCGACCCUUAUGAUUUCCCAUUUGAUGGUAUAUACCACGUAGAGGCUAGUUUUGACAGGUUGAUCGUUUUAUGAGCCAAAUUGGUCUAAUUUUCAAGAUUAUUUUUUCAUAAUUUUAAUCUAUGAAAUCUAUGAUUCCCCAUACUCGUUUCAUACCAUCAGGUGCAAUUGUGCUGGGUUUGAGAUAUAUUACUUAACACCGAGAGUGCUCGUCGUUGCAGUUUAAACGCAAGUAGAAAACAGAAUAAGUUUUUGUGAAAAAAACGUGCAUGUAUGAAUUCACAGAUGAAUUUACUUAAAUUUAUUUAUUUAAACAGUAUUUUUUCCUGACAUACUGCAAUAUCAACAUGUCUGUAGGCCAUCGACUCACAAUUUGAGUAUACAUCGACAGACCUUAUUACAUACAAUGUGACGUUAAUGAAAAGCAAUCCAUCCAAUUGGAAAAGGCUGUGACGUCAUGGGAAUUGUUUCUAUUGACGUCACACGUAUGAAAGGUCGCAUCAAUGUAGUGAAUUAUACGUUACACCAGACAUAGCUACACGUACAUAUAUGUACAACAGGAAUUAUGUGAUCGUUAGCUUUACAUGGCGCUUUGCUUUCACCUUUUUUUGCAAUUUACAUAUAUAAAUACAUUUGUUUGAAGCUUGGAUUCGCUUGUGCUACUUCCACAAAAUUAAAUGAUAACGGUGCUUAUAGGGUUAGGGUAGUAGUAUAUAUAUAUGUAUCUACUGGUGAAGAUUUGUAAGUGCGCUUCCGUACAAUAAACCACGUUACAAUCGCCAUUAUUAAAACGUUCUCUUAGAGUGAGAAGCAGCACGUUCGUGAUGAGAUGUUGUAAUGUGAUUGGUUUAGAUUUAUUUUCAAAUCGUGUUUAAUGCUUGUUUUUGAAUGUAUGUUUAUUUCCAUUUUAAAUGCAAGUAUAUUCAGAUACAAUGGUAGUUAUUACAGUCAACGAAAAGUUAGUUAUUUGUUUUAUUUAAGAACAUUUGCAUAUGAACUUGAAAUACACGUGUAGGUGUAGUUGUGGCAAUUAACGAAAUAUGUACACGAGUAUGUCGGGUCUAGCCCAAUAACACUUUACCUCCCUUGACACAUGUUAUAUGACUAAUUAAUGGCACCAUACUAACGUAAUGCCUGCGUUGUUUUGAGAGAGUGCACACAUGUCGAGAGGCCAGCCCAAGUACGUCCUUCCCUCACUCACUCAUGUUAUAUAAUUACAUGAUAAACCAAUACCACUACCUAACUGACGAUGUGUCUGAGUACAGUCUGUUAGAGGUCCCGCCCAUACACAAACCUUACCGAUACCUUACUGACGAUGUGUCGGAGUACAGUCUGUUAGAGGUCCCGCCCGUACACAAACCUUACCGAUACCUUACUGACGAUGUGUCUGAGUACAGUCUGUUAGAGGUCCCGCCCGUACACAAACCUUACCGAUACCUUACUGACGAUGUGUCUGAGUACAGUCUGUUAGAGGUCCCACCCGUACACAAACCUUACCGAUACCUUACUGACGAUGUGUCUGAGUACAGUCUGUUAGUGGUCCCGCCCGUACACAAACCUUACCGAUACCUAACUGACGAUGUGUCUGAGUACAGCGUGUCAGGGGUCCCGCCCGUAAAAACCUUACCGAUACCUUCCUGACGAUGUGUCGGAGUACAGUCCGUCAGGGGGUCCCGCCCUUACACAAACCUUUCCUGUCUUUACCCCUAUCUACGGUUUUUUUCGACAUUGUGACGUCGUUUAGCUUGGCAUACUGUAUAUUGAUACACAUGUAUUUAUAUUAAUAUAAUUUAAAAAUACGUAUAUUUAUAUAUAGGAAUUAUGUAUGGUUGUACAGCAGUGAAAAUAUGUAUUUUAUUACAAUAAAGAAAACAUGUUAAAGAAAUCGUGUUGUUGUUUAGCCUACUGUUGUUUUUAAUGUACCUUCAUUGAUCUUGAAACAAAUUUGUCAAUGGUAAAUCUAGGAAACCAAAUAGAAGUGCCCAAAAACAUACGAACUUCAUCUCCUCCAUCCACACACACGCACUUUUGAGA